AAACAACCUUUUUAAAAUAUAGUUUAUAAAAAGGUUUAAAACAAUGUUGAGAGUCAAGAGAAGGAAAGUAUCAUGGCUAGUUUUGAUAUUCCAACAAUUGAUGUUUCUCCAUUUUUGAUAUCAGAGGAAGAUGGAGAUGGGAAAAAGAAGGUUAUGGAGCAAAUAGGGGAAGCCUGUGUUAACUAUGGCUUCUUCCAGAUUGAGAAUCAUGGAAUUCCUUUGGGAUUGCUGAGUAGUGCAAUGGAUUUGUACAAGACUUUCUUUGCUUGUUCAGAUGAAGAUAAAUUAUUGGUCUCUCCAAAACCCGGUUCAUCAAUACCAGCUGGUUAUUUGAAAAGCCCACAAAAUUCAGCGGAGAAGAAUGAGCACUUCGUCUUUCUUCCUCCAUCCUCUGGCUUCAAUGUCUAUCCCAACAAUCUACCUCAUUUGAAACAAGUUUUGGAGGAGAUGAUUUCGCGCUUCACCAAAUUAGGAAUGCUAUUGGAGAGCAUCAUAAGUGAGUGUUUGGGCCUCCCUCCUAACACCCUUGCAAAAUUCAACGAUGAUCGGUCAUGGGACUUCUUGAUUGGUCUCCAUUAUUUUCCAGCAACAGAAGCUGAAAAUAAUGGAAAAUCUGCACAUGAAGAUGGCAACUGCAUUACUUUUGUCUACCAGGAUGAAGUCGGAGGCCUUCAAGUGCACAAAGAUGGGCAGUGGAUCCCUAUAGCACCUUCCAAAGACAAACUAGUUGUUAACAUUGGUGAUAUUAUUCAGGUGUUAAGCAACAACAAAUUCAAGAGUGCAACACAUAGAGUGGUGAGACAGAGGGGGAAAAGCCGUUACUCGUAUGCAUUCUUCUAUAACUUGCAGGGAGACAAGUGGGUUGAGCCAUUACCACAGUUUACAGAGGAAAUUGGAGAAUCGCCCAAGUACAGAGGAUUCCUCUUCAAAGAAUAUGCGCAGCUGAGAGUCAAAAACAGGACUCAUCCACCAACUAGACCUGAAGAUCUCAUCCACAUAACUCACUAUUCAAUUUCUAAUUAGAGAGGAAUUAAUUCUAUGUGAUCAAAGGUUUUCCUCUAUGUCGUAGGAAACAUGGCAAUAGUAUGUGUUACUUCACUCAGAAUUAAUGUGGAGACAAUUUAUUUGAGUUUUAUCUCUUCAAUCCGCUAUCCCAUUUCACUUGUUUCCUGCAGAACCUCUUAUUUCAUAGAUUACUGGAACAAUAUCAUA
Nicotiana tabacum (common tobacco) is the source of this 1212-nucleotide messenger RNA. Its product is annotated as 1-aminocyclopropane-1-carboxylate oxidase 5. The record is from RefSeq and is a predicted model, not a curated record. Lineage: Eukaryota; Viridiplantae; Streptophyta; Magnoliopsida; Solanales; Solanaceae.